AUGAAGCCGUCAACAUUACGUAUGCUGUGCAAUCUGAAUCAUAGGGCAAAAUAUGCAAGAAGAUUUCCAAGAACUUUCUCUGCAGAAGCGCCUCGGCCAACCACACAUUUUGGCUUCACCGAUGUUGAUGAGGUCGAAAAGGAGAAGAAAGGUUUUUUUUUAACUGUGAGAUAUAAGUAUGUGAAAAAAUAAAUUUUAGUUCACGAAGUGUUCGCGAAUGUUGCGAAGAAGUACGAUUUGAUGAACGACGCGAUGAGUAUGGGAGUUCAUCGGUUAUGGAAAGAUUACUACGUCGGCGGCCUUCAGAUUCCGAGAGAAGCGAAGGUUUUGAUUGAAAGAUAGAACCUAGAAAGUUUCAUUUUACUGUAUAAACGUUCUGAGAAGAUAUAUUUUCAGUAUCUUUUUAGAUUCUCGAUAUGGCCGGAGGAACGGGCGACAUCGCUUUCCGGAUGCAUCGAAGAGCUCCCACAGCUCACAUAACAGUUGGGGACAUCAACCAGAACAUGCUGGAUGUCGGAAAAGAGAGAGCUUCCAAUGAAAAUGUUAUUUUUCUCUUUCUUUGUUUUCUUCAAAGAUUUACAAAGGUAGAACGGGAAAUUUCUUACAUGGGCUCUCAGAAAGAGCUGGAAAGGUUCUUUUAGAAGCUCCCAAAAAACGUGUAAAAAACUUUUGAGCUUCUUCUUAUAGUUUCAGAAAAUCUUUUUUGAAUCCACUGAAAUCUUUUUGAUAAAGCAUGUGAAAAAGAUAUGUUGGGGACCUUCAGAAGGUCUUUUUUUGAAAAAACCUUCUGAGGAGCUUUUCGGUUUUUCCUAAAUAUUUCAACUUUCAGGUGAACUUAUCACACCUAAAUUUCGUCUGCGCCAACGCGGAACAUUUGCCAUUCAGCGACGACUUUUUCGACCUUUUCACCAUGUCUUUCGGCAUCCGAAACUGCACUCACGUUGAUAAGGUUUUUCCGACAUUUUAUUGUUUCGUUGACGUUUGCAGUGGAACAGCCAUUUUUCUCGUCGAAUUUUCGGAAUUCUUAUCAUUGAAACUGAACGAUUUUGUUUUGAAAUGGUUUUUUUAAUAGUUGACUAGAAUUUUUUUGAAAAAAAUAUUUUUUUGUUUGUCUGUAUUCCAGAGUGGCUGCGAUUCCAUUGAAAAAAAAAAAACUUUUUUUUUCCUCCUUAUUAAAAACGCUCGAUUACUGCAGUUCAUUGUAAGCUUUAUCAUGCGUCAUUUGAAACCUUGAACUCAUUUAUCGAAAUGAUAUUUAGGAAUGGCAGAAUCAUAGUCAAAAUUGAGCUGAGCUUUGGAAGAGAAUAUCAGUCUAGAAGGUUUUUUUUAAUGAUUUUUGUUCUGCUUGAAGUCAGCAUUAAAAAAAAUUCUCAAAGUUCAAUGAGUUUUUGGAAAAACUCAGAGUCCUUUCCAAUAAUUCCAAGUACAAGCCAUAUAAAGGAAGAGCUUCAAUUUGAACGUUUUGAAAAAAAAAAAAAAGAUCAAAAUUUACUUGGUUGAUUGAAAAACUGGCGAUUUUUAAGGGAAAUUCUGUAGAAAUUUCUCAAGUCAAAUCUUGCUGAAAAUGAAUUCAAGCUCUUCAUUAAACUUUAAAAUGAUUAAACUAUUUUAUUAUCCCUCCAAAUUCCAGUUGAAAUGAUUGCAGGUGCUCGCAGAAGCAUUCCGAGUCUUGAAGCCGGGCGGCCAGAUCGCAAUUCUGGAGUUCAGUGCCAUCAACGAGUCUCUGAAGCCGCUCUACGACGCCUAUUCGUUUAACAUAAUUCCUGUGAUGGGCCAAAUCUUGGCCAACGACCGCGAUAGUUACCAAUACCUCGUUGAGAGCAUCCGAAAGUUCCCCAAUCAGGUCUGUAAUUAAUCCUUGAAGGAUUUAUGGGAUGGGUCGGAUAGGAUUUAUUUUAAAAAAAAAAGUCGUAAAAAAGAAAACUCUCAAUGAGAUCCGUUUAAAAUCUACCAAUCGCAAAAUAAUGACAACUUUACUUUUUUUGACUUUUUGACAGAAAAAAGAGGAACGAGUGAAAUCCUAAAAAAAAAUCAUGAAAAUCAAGUUGUCAGGAACACCAGAGUCGUCCCUAUAGAGGUUAAGGGAAAAAGGGGCGAAAAAGAGCUCCCUAGAGGGGUAAAAUCUAGGUGGUCAUUAUAGGGUCUUUUAACUUUUUAUUCAGAUUCGAAAAGUGAAAAGAAAAACUCUGUUGAUACUUUUUUAUUCAAAAAACCCGAAUUUUUUCGCAUAGAAAUUGUUUUUCUCCUCGGGUUCAUAAAAAAUAAUCGACUAGCAUUUACCCUAUAAGGUCACUAACUAAAACCCCUGAAGAGACUACUCUGUAUUUCCUAACUAAGGGAAAUGUUAGAGGGGUUUAUAUAGUUUGAAGCUUUUUAUCAAGAAAUACAGUUUCAAUCCUCAUAAUUUUGCAGCAAGAGUUCGCCAACAUGUUCAUGAAAGAAGGUUUCUCGUCGGUUUCCUACGAAAACCUCACCUUUGGCAUCUGUUCAAUACAUCGAGGCAAGAAAAUGGCCCGCUCACUCAAACUUCAGCCCGAAUAG
Messenger RNA from Caenorhabditis auriculariae, 2541 nucleotides. NCBI's taxonomy places the organism in Eukaryota, Metazoa, Nematoda, Chromadorea, Rhabditida, Rhabditidae. The record is from the annotation of a GenBank genome assembly.